Molecule: messenger RNA, 669 nt
Organism: Laetiporus sulphureus 93-53
Lineage: Eukaryota; Fungi; Basidiomycota; Agaricomycetes; Polyporales; Laetiporaceae
Product: 1-Cys peroxiredoxin isozyme
Exons: 5
Coding region: 35-550 (171 amino acids)
Biological process (GO): cellular response to oxidative stress; cell redox homeostasis; hydrogen peroxide catabolic process
Cellular component (GO): cytoplasm; peroxisome; mitochondrion
Molecular function (GO): thioredoxin peroxidase activity
Source: RefSeq, a predicted model, not a curated record
CUCGCCCUCACAACACACACUCACACUCGCACUGAUGGCCCCCACGAUCAAGGUCGGCGACACUAUCCCGGAGGGAACCUUCUCCUACAUCGCAUACACCCCGGAGCUGGACGACCACUCCGCGUGCGGUAUCCCGACCAAGCUGUCCACGAAGGAGUGGAAGGGAAAGAAGGUCGUCCUUUUCUCCGUCCCAGGAGCCUUCACUCCUACAUGCCACUCUAACCACCUUCCGCCCUACCUUGAGAAGUACGACCAGUUCAAGGCCAAGGGCGUCGACGUGAUCGCUGUCGUCGCGGCGAACGACGCCUUUGUUAUGAGCGGCUGGGCACGCUUCACGGGGCUCAAGGACAAGAUCCUUGCCCUUUCCGACCCGGACGCCAAGUGGUCGGCGUCGAUUGGUCUUGACAAGGACCUGUCUGCCAUUGGCUUUGGCACCCGGACUGACCGAUACGCCUUGAUCAUUGACGAUCUGAAGGUGAAGUACAUCGGGCUCGAGCCAGGAUCCGAGGUCACCGUGUCGGGCGCGGAUGCCGUCCUGGCUGCUCUCUGAUCUGAUCACUUUGGGACUAUUGUGUGAUGUUGUUUUCCAUUCCAGCCAUGACGUAGUGCUCAGUGUUGCUGUUAGAUGUGUAGAUGUACAAUGUAAAUGCAGACAGAUGUUUACUACGC